Molecule: messenger RNA, 10181 nt
Organism: Saccostrea echinata
Lineage: Eukaryota; Metazoa; Mollusca; Bivalvia; Ostreida; Ostreidae
Product: C2 domain-containing protein 3-like
Exons: 41
Coding region: 104-8515 (2803 amino acids)
Biological process (GO): cilium assembly; centriole elongation
Cellular component (GO): centriole; centriolar satellite
Source: RefSeq, a predicted model, not a curated record
GUUUGGACGUCAAUGUUUGGAUGGUAACAGAUAACACGAUUUUUGCAACAACCAUUAGAAUAUGCAUCGUUUAAAGCUACUUGAAACGGGGUGAUAUUUCAGUAUGGUGAAAAAGAAAGAGAAAGUGUCCAGGCAAUCUGUUAAGAAAGAUGCAGGAAAGAAAAAAGGAGAUGUUGUUAUUCACACCGGACUGCCACCAAAGGUUGAAGGUCAGCUGAGAUGUUAUUGUUGCCUUACUGUCAGUCAGAUUAAGUGGUCCUGCCCCUCCCCUCCUGAUGUCACCCAUGUACGUGUGAGGUGGUGGGGAGAAGAAGGAGAUGGGGCCAUCUUCAGACCAUAUGAUGCCAGGAAGGGAAAUUUUGCCAUGGCAAAGACUCUGGCCAGGUACCCAAUCAAGUCUGGUCCUAAGCAGUUUGCAGCCUACCUAACUGACAUGUCCAGUCUGUUGAUAGAAGUACUAAGUGGGGGAAUGAUGGUACCUGUUGGGUAUGCUGAAGUUACAGACAUUGCAAAAAUAUCUCCAAGCUCUCCAGUUCAAGGAUGGUACCCUGUAAUGUCCCCAAAUGAAGAUAAGAUAGCAGAUCUUGAGGUCUCAUUACAGCUGGAAACUGUGGCAGACUCGUAUGACAGCCUUGGUGAUACCAUCCCAACAACAGACAUCAGUAUGGAGAUGAAUGGUGCUAACGGAUCCAUGUACCCACAACGAAUACAACACAAACCCUAUGCAAUGCCACCAAAGAAACCAACAGAUGAUCCAUUUAUAUCACCUGUUCCAAAUCAGAAUGGGUCGGUUUCAAAUGGCUAUGCAAGCACUGCAGCAGAUUUAAGGAAGCAGCUCAAUUACAGUUUCCAUGACAACCAUUCCCAUCCACAGCCGGUGCAGUCUGGUAGUUCUGUAGAAGUGACGGCUAAUGGCGACAUUGUCACGUCAAAUCUGGACCAAAACCACCUUAAUUUCAUCUCACAUCCCACUCCCAACCACAGUGCCAUAUCAGUGCACUCCACCAGUGCUUCACAUAAACCCAAAUCACCAAAGAAAAAAUCAUCCAAUCAUGUAGCUAGUUCACAAACUUUAGCCAAUGGCAGUGAAGCCCCAGUAGGAGGGGACGUUCUGUCAAUUCUUUUGGAAAGGGGAGAUAAAUUACGCAAAGAAAUGAUCAUUUCAUCCAUUGAAGACAAUGUUACUCAAUCAAGAGAAAUUCCUAGUGCUAUUCAUAGGACUGAGUUGGAAAACAGAGAUAUGGAUAUCUCCAGAAUGUCUGAAAGCCGCCAGUCAUCAGGAAGUUUUUUGAAGGAAAUAUUACAGUCUGAGAAGGCUCACAUGAAUGGACAUGUUGAGUUGCCGUUUGAAGAGAAUGCUAUUGACUUGGUUGUAGGGGAAACAGGAAUAGAUGAUUUACAGAUGUUGAACAUGGGAGGAAGAAGUCCAGGUUCCAUAUCAGAUGAUAUGGAUUUGGUCAGUGAUCCAGGAGAUCCUAUUCACAGUGAAACUCUCCUAAAGGAGUUGUUCUACAAAAACCCAGACAGCGAGGUGAGCGAGUUGAGUGAACUCAGUGAUGAUGAAAUAAAACCAAGGAAAACAGAGAGUAAACUGAGGGCUAUUUCUCCUGCUCCAUCUAUGGAGGACCCUGACAAUGCUCGCCCCCCUUCAAGACGGUCAUCUGUCUCGAGUAUUACCCUCCCUCUGCCAGUGACAGAAACUCCAGAGAAGGCAACCAAGAAAAAGACAGAGAAAUCAAGGACUCCUAAAAGGAAGGGAAGAAUUAAACUCCGCAGGAAAGGCAGCAAGAAAAGAAGGAAAGGCUCUCGGUCGCGCAGCAGUGCCAGUGAACUUAGUGACAAUGAUUCUAUUUAUACCUCUAGGUCAGAAACCUCCCAGGUGUCAUUUGAUAUGCCAGCUUCUGACCUGGAUGAACCUGAGCAAGAGGCAGCUCCAAGGCGAGGCAAAAAGAAAGUGGAUGGUCUGAGUGUUGAGAGACUGACCUUACUAGGGAGAGUUCAUGUGGCCAGGGUUGUCAUUGACCACCUCAAACUGGUGGGCUUUGAAAACACAACUCCAUCCAAAAAGAAACCCACAAGUAAAUCUGUAGGCAGGCCUCCUAAACCCUCACCAAAAGCCAAAAAGGCUGUAACCUACUUCAUUGAAUACCAGUUUCCCGUUGUGGCCACAUCUAGAGAUAAACAUGCACCUAAUGCAAUGGCAACAGAGGUUAUGAGAGUUGCUUCAAAAAAUGUUAAAGAUGGAGUUGUGAGUUUUAAUCAUCGUUCAGUCUUCCCUAUAAUGUUUGAUGGAACAGCAGUGGACAGUUGGUGGAAGUCUGCUCUGGUCUUUAAAUUGUUUGCUAGGUCUGCAGGUCAAAAAGUGCCAAAUCAGGUUGGGAGUUGUGGCAUUCCACUAAAAUCUGUGUUAAAGUCCGACUCCCUUCACUUGGACUGUUCACUAGAUGUACAGGAAAAUAGUGUCAACAGACCAAACAGCUCCUCAAGGCGAAGCAGUGAUGUUGAGGGAGCCUAUGGAAAAUUAAAGUUGUCAGUAGAGUUAGCAUCAGAUAGCAAAGAUUUCUCCUCAGCUUUGGCAAAGACAAAGCUGGCUGAAAUGAGUGGAAAAGCCAAAAUAGUGCCCAUUCCUAAACCUCCCCCUCCCAAACCCCCAGUAUCUCAGGAACCAAGUGCUGUUAAUGCUCAAAGUCAAGUGCUGCAUUUCAACCAAUUACGCAAACAGACAGAAUCAGAAAUGAAAGAAAGUAUAGUGAAAGAGGUAGAAGCCUUUUUACAAAGGAAUUCUCAGUCCAGCAGUGUGUCAUCUUCCCAGCAGAGGAACUUUAAUCAGGGUCUGCUUCAGAUCCCAGUGUCCUAUGGCCAGUCUGAUUUACCAGAGGUGCUAACAUUGCAUACUUUGUUGUUGAUUCCGGAGGGACGAAAUAUCACCCUUAAUGGCAUUCCCUGUCUUACUUCAAUGAAGAGACACCCAGUUUUUCCUCCCAAACCACAAGUACUGUCCUCAGAUCCCAACAGUCGCAGUAUGAACUCGAGGAACACAUAUCUGGUAUGUAGGAUGUUCUGGUGUGAUGAUGCUGUACAUUCAGAUGUCAGUUGGAGCGACCCUCAACCUCAGUAUCAUUUUUCCCAGAUUGCACCAGUGCUUGUUUCUCAAAGUCUGCUGGAAAGAAUGAGAAACAACUUUAUGAUUGUGGAAGUAUGGGACAAGAAAACAAAUGCAGAAAAUGACAAGCUGAUAGGUAUAGUUAAACUAAGUCUUCACCAGUUCUACAUGUCAUUUAGAGACCGUAAGAUUUCUUCUGCAUUGCUCAAAUCACAGUACCCAGUGAUCGCUGUGGACAAUUAUCUGCCCAUUGUUGACCCCGUUAGUGGGGCACAGUUUGGACAGCUCAAAGUUUUGUUGGCCAUGGGUUCAGCAGAGCAAGUGUCGGCAUUACAACGAAUGAAGAUGGAGAAUGCCGAGGGCCUACACGUCUUAAGGCCAGCUCAUCAGCUGGAUGGAAAUAUGGAAACUAGUCAAGAAACCCCAGUCAGGAAUCAGUUUGGAACAUCUGUGUUAGUGGAGCAUAUCUUUGAGGUUGUGAUAGAACGAAUCCGAGGUCUUUCUAUGUUUGACAACAUGAUGUGGGGGGAGGCAGACUGCUUCAUACAGUAUCACUUCCCCACCCAAACACAAACUGAGGUUCCUGGGGCACCAAUAGUCAGACACAGUGUACCAAAGAUGAAGACAUUCCGCAGUGCCACCACUCUAUGUAUACCUGACCCAACCUUUAAUGAUAUCACUCGACACAGGCUAUGUCUCCCCCAGGGUAGCCCUGUUCAGAGAGAGUUACUUACAGCAUGUGCUGGAUCUGGUAGCAGUGGGGGAGUUCCGUUUGAGGUCUGGUGUAGAUAUUACCACCCCAAUGUUAGGGACCAAUGUAUUGCCAAAACUAGUCUACCACUAGCCAAGCUGUGUGCUAUGGUUACUAUGCAGAAGAGAAAUGACCGAUCUGUCCAGACUUUCACCCUGCCCAUAAACUCUGUGUCAGGUGAUGGGCAGGAGGUGGACCCAGAGCAGAAGGCAAAGCAGAAAGAUUGUGGCUUGUUGACUCUUACAAUUCACUACAAGACACAUGUUGUCCACAAUGACACUAGUACUGCAGCUCACAGAAACGUAGGACAAUCCCAAGUCUGUUUAUCUGUUGGUAUUCUCAAGGCUUGCGGGCUCAAGGCUGCAGCAGAGGCUAUUGCCUACACAGACUCGGGAAUGCAGUACCCAGCAGAAGUGGGUGUCAACACCUACAUUAAAGUCCAACUGUCAUUCCUUGACAAAUCAGAGGAGAGAAUCACCAGAACAGUUGCCCGUUCUUUUGCUCCCGAGUUUUCCCACACAAUGGAUUUUCCCUGUAACCUGAUCUGGACUGAGGCUGAUAAUGAGGCUUUGUCCUUGUCAGAAAUCCUAGAGAGAGGCCAGCUCAAGUUAGAAGUGUGGCACCAGGUCCCAGGUCUGGCAUCAGAUAUUGAUCGACAGAUGCUGGUUGAAGAUGACAGGAGUGGUAGGAAAUUGAGUGAUGUGUUGCUGGGAACUUGUGAAGUUCCUCUCUCAUCUUUGUUAACUCACAGAACAGGAAUAAGUGGCUGGUUUCCCAUCAAUCUCUCACCUAAUUCUUCACCAGAGGACAACAUGGAUGCCUCAGGUUACCAUGGAAACUACCUCCAUCGAGUUGUAGGGGGUGUGGAGUUGGAGGUUAAAUUCGCCCAUCACAAUGACAGGGAGAAGGUUAUACAUGCAGGGAGGAGUGUGGGGUGGUCCCCUGUGGAUCUACAGGUGGAGGAUGAGGAGGAAUGGAUGAGUGAUGAUGAAAGUUCAGGUCGCUUUUAUAGUGUUACCAUCUGUGUAGACCAGGCAAACUUCCCAUUAGCCAAUGCUCUUACAACUGGUCAUGAUACACUUGAGAAGGGAGCCAGAUGUUAUGUUCGUUAUAAACUUUAUGACAGAGCUGCUGUAAUAUCCAAAGUCACCAAAAUGGCUGACAGUGAUGGCAUAUUGACCUCAGAAUUGGGACACAAGCACACACUUCAAAUUCCUGCGUCUUCUCCAUUUCGCUGGUAUCUUCGGGAGGAGACGCUGGAGGUGCAGGUGUGGGUCAGUUACAGUUAUAACCAGAGCCAGAGACCCCAGCAGCGAGACAAACUGAUAGGGACAGCUUACAUCAACCUGGAGACACUGGCUGACAAGCGACGCUCGCAGCACAGAGUUAGUGGGCUUUACCCAUUAUUCAAGGCAGGAGGAGCUAAUUUAGGAGGGGCCUGUAUUCAGGCUCAUGUGACAUUAAAACCAAUGUUUGGGGUUCCAAAUCAGAGGGACAAUGAAGCUAAUAUGUCCGAUAUCCAUGACACUGAUUACGACCCCAAUGACAGUUUCCACCAGCUGACUGGCCAAUCAAAACGUGCCAAAUCCCCCAGAAAACAGGCCAGACUUCAGGAGGAGGAUGAAGAAGUUGUCCCAACAUUCUCUGUUAUGAUUUCAGUGGAAAGAGCUAUGCAUUUACCUAGGGUGUCAGAGCAAAAGAGAUCUGGUGAACAAUUGCCAAAUGCAUAUGUUUCCUACCAGACUGCUGAAUCAGCUGAUCCUACAUUCACUGAUGUGUUUCCAAACUCCGACAAUCCUAUCUGGGAUCAUCAGAAUGAAACCAGACUCAGCACAGAGCUCCUCUUUGAGGAAAACAAGAACUUGGUAUUCAAAGUCUGGCACAAACCUAGCACUUGUGGGAAGACUCCAGACAAGUGCUCUGAUAGAGUGCUGGGAUUUGUCUCGGUAGAUUUAACUCCCUUGUCCACUGGACUCCAGCAGAUGUGUGGCUGGUACAACAUCACUGACUUUAAUGGACAGUGCCAAGGGCAGAUCAAGGUUAACAUUAUUCCGCAAGAAUGUCUGAGACAGUACAACCAAGACACCAAUUCAGCAAACCAACCAGCCAGUCUUCCAGUGAGGAGUGAAUCAUCCGUCCACCACCUUCCGUCCUGGAUCCAUGAACAGCCAAUGUCUUUCCCUCUCACUAGCAAACCUUUCUCCUCUAAUCUACCUCAGUUUGAGCCUUCUCCAUUGACCAAUAUGCAGCAGCCCCAUGCUUUGCAGCAGCAGCUUGUUGAGAACAUCAGACUCUUCCUUGAUGAGCAGCAGGCAACAUUAGAUUCUAAACCAGACUUCACAGGGAUCAGCAUAGAAAGAGAACCGUCCAUUCACUGGGUCCCCAAAAUGCCAGAGCACAAAUUUGAAGAGCCUAGUGAUAGCUCCAGAUCAAUUCUUUUUGGAAAUUUAAGGAAACAAAUGCAGGACUUGGAUCUAAUAACAUCAAGGCUGAAGCAAAAGUUAACUCCGAUAUUUACUUUGCCCCAGCAAUUCUCUUCCGAACCAGAGGCUCCUGUGUCUUGUCGCUCCACAGGACAUGCCACUCUGACUUCCACACAUUCAGGACUAAGCACUAUCUCCACACUCCACUUACAACACAGUCAGAGAGACUCCUCACAUACUCCGGAGAGUGAGCUGCUUCUGACGGCCUCUAAUGAGGGCGAGUCCUCGAGGACAGGUGUUGACUCAGGUGUUCUGUCGGUGACUCACUCGAGUGAAAAGUACCAAUAUCAGGAGGCUCUGGACUCACAGAGGAGUGAUGGACUAGAAACAUUUAGACUCAGAUCCCUGACUCGAGAAUAUAAUAAGGACUCACCAAGAGAUCACAAUUCUGACACUGGGAUUCAUUGUCCGUACACAUCUCGUGAGGAAGAUUCUUCCUCAAACUCCAAUGUUGGGAACACACCAAGAGAAUCACACAGUAAGAAUAGCACCCCAAGAGGACUAGCUACACACAGUGUUGGGAGUACUCCAAGAGAUCCAUACUCUGUGUCAAAUGGAUCCAAAAUGUCAGAUCCAUCUUCAUUGGGAUUUCAGUAUCAGGGGGAUAUGUCUUCCAGGAGUCAUAUGUCAGGAAGAAAUGGAGUACAAGAUGUCACUGGAAAAUCUGUGGACGUGAUGUUUGAAAGAGAUGAGAAUAACUCAAAUGUAAAUUCAAACUUAGAAGAGAAGAAAAUGGAACCAAAGGAUAUGUCUGUCAUUGAGGAAAAUGCAGAUGAGAGUGGAGGGGAGGGUGAUGAGAAAUAUUAUCACCGAUACAGGGAUAUUCUAGACGAACAAGACAGCGAAGGUUCAGAUGUGGAAAGUGAAGCGGAUGUAGUGGUACCUAGGACAUUGAAUGAUGUUUCAGGCAAAUUUGGGGGAAUACCUGGCCAUGAGUUACACUCAUCAACUGGACCAAGAGAAUCCCCCCGGGAGUUCCAACAGAGUGAUCACACCAUGCCAUUCGAUGUUAGAAGUGAUUCCAGGAGUGGAUCCAAAUCUAGCCCAGGAAGUGGAUCCAAAUCUAGUUCCGGCAGUAAAAAGACCUCUGAGGCAGAGUUGUCAGACCAGGAGGAACCUCUGAAAGAAAAUCUGCAGGAAUCAAGGUGUGAUAAACACCAGUUUUAUGUGGAGAAGGAUAGUUGGUUUUCUGAUGAAGAACUUGACCUUCAGAAAUCAAGUUAUGUUCCCUCUAAUGGACCUGAAUCAUUAAGGGUUAAUUCUUUGAUUGUCCAGGAAGAAUAUGAAGUUGAAGAAAUUGUUGAAAAAGACAGUUGGUUUUCAAAUGACCACAGCAAAUCAAAUUUAGAUGCAUCAAAUUUUCCCAAUGAAAAUGACAGUAGUGAUGUGAUUUUGUCGAAAAAUACAAAACAUUUAUUAUCAAAAGUGAAACUUGACACAAUUUCCUCAGCAGGAAGUAGAGAAUAUGACAGUUUUUAUUUCAAAGAAGAGAGGGAGUUGCUAAGCAAUGUGGACUUAGACUCCGUAACUUCAGGAACAAAUACGCAAAAAGGAGAAUCUGUGCGGAACUCCACCACGUCAUUCCAUGUAAGUCGGAGUGGUGACCAUGAAAACUAUCAUCUAGAAGAAACCAGCAUUGAGACUGUCCCCCAGUCACCUAAACAGAUGUAUUCUCAUGUUGUUUGUGAGUUAGAGGAAUUCUUUGAACAAUCCAAAUCAGAAAAUGCCCGAGUUCAGUUUUCACAAGACAGCGAGGAGGAACAGGAGGGGGGUUUCCUUUAUUCUGGAGAACCAGAAAAUAGCAGUAGUGAUGUAGAGGGGGAGGAAUUUGUGGAGGAGGAUGAGGAGAGAGUUGAAAUUCCUGUACAACAAGCAAACAAAACAGACAUUGGAAAACAAAUUCCCAACUUCUUUCUACCUGUGGAGCAUUUGCAGGAGUCGAUGAAAGUUCUUCAUUUAGCCACCAAAGGCAUGCCAGGGAAUGAAGCAACAAAUGAAAAGGAACUUAGUGUUGAAUGCAGGGAGGAGAAAACUCAAGCAGCCGCAGAAAUGAAAAACAAACUCUGUCAAAACACUGCACAGUCACGCUUUACUAAUGGGCCAGUCAAGAGCAGACAACUCCCAACUGCAGAGGAAGCCAAGAGGAUUGCUAAAAUUUUCUCAUCUAAGGCAUCUUAAACACAUGUAUAAUUUGCUCCAACUUCUUCAAGAUUUAUUUUUUGUUAAUUCCUUUAUCUCAUUAAGUAGACUCAUUUAGUGAAAUAUGUAUCACUACCGAUAUUAUAGAUCUGAUGUGGAUUAAAUUUAUGUAGAUUCUUUGGAGAGGACAUUAGAGAGCUAGACAUUAAUUUCAUCUAUUAAAUUAAGAGACAUGUAACAAAUAACGUUGGGAUAAUUGCCCAUCCUAGAAACUAAAUACAAGGGUGAUAAAAAGUUCUGAAAUUAAUUUAUUAAUAAGAAUUAUCAAGAAAACCUCCUUCAGCUCUUUCGGGUUUAAUGUCAAAAAAAAGUGAACUUGAAAAAAUAUUUGGAAAGGGAUGAGCAAAUACCUACGUCUUUUGUCUAUUGUUUUGUAUUUUAGUAUAUAGUUCAAAACUUUUGAUCACCCAUGAAUGACCCUCAUAUGGCCUUCCCACUCACUAUUUGCGUUGUAGAAUGUCCACCAAUGGACAGAUUUAGAUCUAGUCAUUCUGUUAAGAAAUAAAUUUUUGGUAAUUCAUGAGGACAUGAACUAUGUCUCUUUAUGCCAGCAUAUUUCAUGAAGGGCAUUACCAUUUCAUGAUAAAUAUGGAGACAUGUAGCAUUGUGUUUCAUGUAUCUCCAGAAUUUCCAAAAAUUAAAUUCAUAUCUUAUAUUUACAUUAUUUAUCUAAUGGCUUGCAACAAAAUAUGUCAUUCAACUUUCAUUUUGAAACAAAGCAGUUUGCAUUAUAGUUUUGUCAUCAAGUAAGAUAAUAUUGACAUCACAAUGGAGAUAUUCAAGUUCAUCCAUGGUAGUUCAUGAGGGAGCAAACCAUUUUUUAAUUUGCAAAGACUUUUGGGGGAAAAUAUUUGGAAAGGUAAAUAUUUUCCUGUAUCCCAUUAGUUGCUUGUUGAAUUCAAAAAUUUGAAGUCUAAAAUCUGAAACACUGCUUAACAGUGUGAAAAAAAAAUAACUGCUUUUAAAAAUGUUCUGUUGCUCUCUUUGUGGUAAACGCAGUAAGAAAAAUUUUCCGCUUUUUACUUGAUAUUAAUGCAUUUAAUAUGUAACCUAAAAUACUAGUAUAUGUCCUUGUUAGGUGUCUGAUUUAUCAAUCCUUAUCUGUGAUAUUUGAGUCUUAUCCAUUGAUAGGUAUGAAUGAGAUUUGUAUGUAUCUUAUCUAUUCUUAAGUGUGAGUGAGUUUAGUAUGUGUGCUUUUGUGGUUUGUUUUGGAGUUCUGCAGAAAUCCUUUAGGGCUACAUGUAUAUGGAUUAAAAAAAAUAACUUUGCAGGGAUAGAAAAUCUCACUUUUAGAGUUUUUCAAUUUUGGUGCUUGUUAGAAUUUUGAACACCAUUUUAUGUGACGUUCUUGGUUACAGAUAUGUUUUGUUUAAUGAUAAAGAAUAUUUCAGGAGGAUGUAAUCUGCAAAUAUUUAAUAUAUGUGGAAAGCAUCUCUUCUAGUAUAUGUACCAGUAUGUAAAAUUGUAUCUUUGAAUAGCUUGAAAUUUAUAAUUCCAGUACUAGGAUUUUGAAAUACGAGUAGCUGAAUUGUUGAUGGAAGAAGUGUUUGUAUAUUUGUAAAUAUUAUCCGUUAUUUAUUGCAUCAAACUCAGAUAUUGAAUACAUUUUGAUAUUAUUUUUAGAGAGAAACGAAAAAAAGAGAGA